GAGAGCUCAGAGAUCAUUUUGCAGAAUUCGAUGUUCAUAUGGUGUCGUGAUCACCGGCUGCAUCACCGCUACUCAGACACUGACGGCGACCCGCACAACUCCAAGCGCGGCUUCUUCUUCUGUCACAUGGGCUGGCUCAUGCACAAGAAGCAUCCCUAUGUUAUCGAACUCGGACGGAGGAUUGAUAUGAGUGACUUGCAGGCUGACUGGAUGGUUAUGUUCCAGAAGAAAUACUACUACAUUUUAUAUUUAGUUCUAGCAAUAUUGUUCCCCGUGUCAGUUCCAGUAUACUUUUUUGGUGAGACUUGGUGGAACUCGCUGUUAGUGAGCUACUUUGCUCGGUAUGUUUGUCAACUGCACGGGACUUGGUCCGUCAAUAGCUUAGCUCAUUUGUAUGGAACGAGGCCUUAUGACGAACAUUUGCAGCCUGUAGAAUCCUGGUUCGUUUCAAUGCUAAGUCUAGGGGAAGGCUGGCACAACUACCACCACGCUUUCCCCUGGGACUAUAAAGCUGCUGAACUGACGAUGCAUUUCAACCUGUCAGCUAGUAUCAUACGGUUUUUUGAAAGGCUUGGCUUAGCUUUCGAUUUAAAGUCGGCAUCGCACGAAAUGGUAACCAACAGGAUAAAAAGGACAGGCGACGGCAGUCACUACAAUCUGGGCAAUGAAGAGUCGUGCGCGGCGGUGACGGCGUGGGGGCCGCUACACCCGCUCAACCCCACUUACAACUCCACGCUCAAACCGCCGAGCGCCAUGCUCAAACCUGAGGGACUGCCGCUCUUCCAUGAAAAAGACGUUCUCAAUCUAGAUUUGAAGAAAAAUUUUAUGUGA
Messenger RNA from Helicoverpa zea (corn earworm), 831 nucleotides. RefSeq names its product acyl-CoA Delta-9 desaturase-like. Bases 31 to 831 code for a protein of 266 amino acids. The record is from RefSeq and is a predicted model, not a curated record. Gene Ontology annotation, cellular component: endoplasmic reticulum membrane. Gene Ontology annotation, biological process: unsaturated fatty acid biosynthetic process. NCBI's taxonomy places the organism in Eukaryota, Metazoa, Arthropoda, Insecta, Lepidoptera, Noctuidae. Gene Ontology annotation, molecular function: stearoyl-CoA 9-desaturase activity; iron ion binding. The transcript is spliced from 4 exons.